UUUGCGCAUGCGCAGUGCCUCACACUUGUGUUCCGGGGUCGAUCUGAACACUGUAGAAAAUCAUCAUUGUGUACCUUUUUCAUUUUCUAUUCACGUCGUUUUUACACGGACAACUGAAGGGGGAGUCUGGGGGAUUUAUCGGAAGGAGAGACGCUUUGAAUACGGCACCGAGAGAUGAACUUCUUCAGAGGAGUGAUGGGGGGACAGGCCGCCGGGCCGCAGCCCUCCGGAGCCGAGACGAUCCAGAAGUUGUGUGACCGGGUAGCCUCCUCGACGCUACUAGAAGACCGCAGAGAUGCUGUCCGGGCCCUCAAGUCCCUCUCUAAGAAAUAUCGCAUGGAAGUUGGCACACAGGCGAUGGAACACUUGAUUAACAUUCUGCAAACUGACCGGUCUGACUCUGAAAUCCUUGGCUAUGCUUUGGACACACUCUACAACCUCAUCUGCAAUGAUGAGGAGGAAGAGCAAGAUGAAUCAGAAGACGCAGUAACCCCUAUCCCUGCCUCAGGGAAGCAUAAGAAUGUUUCCAUGCCUGAAAUCUUAGAGAAAGAACAAGAUGAGGCCAUGCAGAAGCAGUCUGAUGACCUCGGAGCUCAGUUCACCGAGCAGUUCAUUCAGGACCCCGAACACAUCACUCUGAUUCUCAGUCUGCUGGAGGAGUUUGACUUUCACGUACGUUGGCCCGGGGUGAAGCUGUUGACCGCUCUCCUGAAGAACCAGGGGGUCCAGGUCCAGGGGAUUAUUCUGGUCAGCCCCAUGGGUGUUUCCAGAUUGAUGGACUUAUUGGCAGACUCUAGAGAAGUGAUCCGUAAUGAUGGCCUGCUGUUGCUUCAACAGCUGACCAAAAGCAAUGCUGCGAUUCAGAAAAUCGUGGCAUUUGAAAGCGCAUUUGAGCGUCUUCUAGACAUCAUCACAGAAGAGGGCAGCAGCGAUGGAGGUAUCGUGGUGGAGGACUGCUUGCUGCUGCUGCUCAACCUGCUGAAGAACAACAGCUCCAACCAGAACUUCUUCAAGGAGGGCUCGUACAUCCAGAGGAUGAAGCCCUGGUUCGAGGUCGGGGAUGAUAACUCUGGCUGGUCUGCACAGAAGGUCACCAACCUCCACCUCAUGCUGCAGUUGGUGCGAGUCAUGGUGUCUCCGGUGAACUCCCCUGGAGCCUCAGCCAGCUGUCAGAAGUCCAUGUACCAGUGCGGCCUGCUGCAGCAGCUGUGCACCAUCCUCAUGGCCACGGGGGUGCCUGCCGACAUCCUCACUGAGACCAUCAACACUGUGUCAGAGGUCAUCCGGGGGUCACAGGUCAACCAGGAUUACUUUGCAUCCGUCAACGCUCCUUCAAACCCACCCAGACCAGCCAUCGUGGUGCUGCUCAUGUCCAUGGUGAAUGAGAGACAACCGUUUGUGCUUCGCUGCGCCGUCCUCUACUGUUUCCAGUGUUUCCUGUACAAGAACCAGAAAGGACAGGGAGAGAUCGUGGCUACGCUGCUGCCCUCCACCAUUGAUGCCAAUUCCAUCUCCGCGGGCCAGCUGCUGUGCGGAGGCCUGUUCUCAGCGGACUCUCUCUCCAACUGGUGUGCCUCCGUGGCCCUGGCCCACGCCCUGCAGGACAACCUCACCCAGAAGGAGCAGCUGCUGAGGGUCCAGCUGGCCACCAGCCUGGGGAAGCCCCCCGUCUCCCUGCUGCAGCAAUGCACCAACAUCCUCUCACAGGGAGAUAAGAUCGCUCGGCGGGUAAGUAACGCUUGUGUGUGAGUGUGUGUGUUUUGUGAGUGUUUGGGCAGCAUCUAAGCUGGUU
This is a messenger RNA of Notothenia coriiceps (black rockcod), 1792 nucleotides long. RefSeq names its product USO1 vesicle transport factor (gene uso1). Bases 175 to 1749 code for a protein of 524 amino acids. Gene Ontology annotation, cellular component: endoplasmic reticulum; ER to Golgi transport vesicle membrane; cytoplasm. Gene Ontology annotation, molecular function: protein binding. The transcript is spliced from 17 exons. Gene Ontology annotation, biological process: endoplasmic reticulum to Golgi vesicle-mediated transport; intracellular protein transport; transcytosis. Lineage: Eukaryota; Metazoa; Chordata; Actinopteri; Perciformes; Nototheniidae. The record is from RefSeq and is a predicted model, not a curated record.